Molecule: messenger RNA, 1247 nt
Organism: Ziziphus jujuba (common jujube)
Lineage: Eukaryota; Viridiplantae; Streptophyta; Magnoliopsida; Rosales; Rhamnaceae
Product: lignin-forming anionic peroxidase-like
Exons: 2
Coding region: 101-1057 (318 amino acids)
Biological process (GO): response to oxidative stress; hydrogen peroxide catabolic process
Molecular function (GO): peroxidase activity; heme binding
Source: RefSeq, a predicted model, not a curated record
AUCAUUUGCUUCUUUCUCUUCAUCAAUAUUUCCCUUUCCCCACUGAAGCAAAACUCCACUCUAAUUUGCCAAAAAACUAGCAAAUUAUUAAUUUUAUACGAUGGCUUCCAAUGCAUUUGCAUUUGUUCCUGCCCUUCUCUUUCUGUUGAUGAUGCUUUUCAGCUCAACAAGCAAAGCUCAACUAUCUUCUACAUUUUAUGACAAAACUUGUCCUAAUGCUCUCAGUACAAUCCGAACUUCCAUUAGAGCUGGAAUUUCCCGUGAACGUCGAAUGGCGGCCUCUCUCAUUCGCCUUCAUUUCCAUGACUGUUUCGUCAAGGGUUGUGAUGGAUCCAUUUUACUCAACGAUACUGCUAAUAAUGAAAGGGAGGUAAUUUUCAAUAAGAAUUCAGCAAGAGGUUACGAACUCAUAGACAAUGCGAAAACAGAGGUCGAAAAAAUCUGCCCCGGUGUUGUAUCUUGUGCUGAUAUUCUAGCAGUGGCAGCUCGUGAUGCAUCGGUUGCAGUGAGUGGUCCAUCAUGGACGGUGAAGCUUGGAAGAAGAGAUUCAACAACACCAUAUCCAGAUGUUGCAUUGUCUGAUCUUCCUCGUUUCACCGAAAGCCUUCCGGAACUUAUAGCUAGAUUCGAACACAAAGGCCUAAGUGAAAGGGACAUGGUUGCCUUGUCAGGUUCGCAUUCAAUCGGACAAGCUCAAUGCUUCACAUUCCGCGACAGAAUUUAUAAUGGCGGCGACAUUGAUGCUGGCUUCGCUAGCACUCGAAGACGGGGUUGUCCGGUUAGCUCAGGCGAUUCAAAGUUGGCACCACUUGAGUUGGUGACACCAAAUCAAUUGGACAAUAAUUACUUCAAGAACUUGCUUCAGAAGAAAGGUCUUCUUCAAUCUGAUCAGGUUCUAUUCAGUGGAGGAUCAACGGACACCAUUGUAUCUGAGUAUAGUAGGAAUCCUUCAACUUUCUUGGCUGACUUUGCUUCUGCCAUGGUUAAAAUGGGAGAUAUUGAACCUCUUACUGGUUCUGCUGGACAGAUAAGGAGGAUUUGUCAUGCUGUCAACUAAUUGGAAUCUGCCAAAUGUAUAAGCUGCCUUAAAUAUUCUUUAACCUGUAUCUAAUUACAGAUUUGUUAAUUUGUUUAAAUAAAUAGACACUUUGUGUAAUGAUCAUUUGUAUUUUCAUUUCAAUCAAUUGUAAACAAUCAAGAGAUCAAUGUUAAAAUUUUAUUAUUUCACUUCAAUCCAACAAAAAAGG